This is a messenger RNA of Ochotona curzoniae (black-lipped pika), 2739 nucleotides long. RefSeq names its product COP9 signalosome subunit 7B (gene COPS7B). Gene Ontology annotation, cellular component: COP9 signalosome. The record is from RefSeq and is a predicted model, not a curated record. Gene Ontology annotation, biological process: COP9 signalosome assembly. Lineage: Eukaryota; Metazoa; Chordata; Mammalia; Lagomorpha; Ochotonidae. The coding region runs from base 1010 to 1804 and encodes 264 amino acids. The transcript has 7 exons.
UCCUUCCUCCAUCAGCGCAGACUGUCCCCUGCACGCCUCAGGGCCUGUGGUCACUACUCCCCUGAAUAUGUUCACCCUUUGCUUUCCUGUUCACUUCUGUGCUUCGAAAGUGUCAUCAUCUUUGUGUCUCUCUCAGGAAGUUUUUGGAGCCCAGGACUCUCAUUUCAUCUUUAUUUAAUCUGAACAUGACAGGCAGUGGAUGCAGCAGUGCAUGCUGGGUUCUAGGCUCCCCAGCCUCAGGCCUGUCUGAUUGUCACACAUUCCAGAUGAGCAAGUUGGCCGUAUAUCUGUGUGACCAUUUGCCUAGGUGCAGUGCUGUGUACCUCAUUUUGGUCACAGACCCAUUGCUGGCUCAGCCCACCUGGCUUAUUUGAAGGCGUUUUCUGAAUCCAGGUUAAGAACACGGUCUUGGACUUCAGACAGACCCGCCUUCCAGUGUGGGCUUUGCCACACUGACAGGGACUGUUUUGAAAAAUGGAAAUAAUAUUACAGCCCCUAGAGUUAACAGACAUUCAAUGCAUGUACAAUACUUAGCACGUGAAACAAAGCAUCCAUACAUAUUAUUAGUCUUAAUAGUGCCAUAACCGGGGUAGACCAGUUGCUUCAGAAAACUUGUGGAUUUUGGGCCCAGGAUGGUGAGAAUGACGAUUUGGCCUCCAUUGCUAACUAAGCCGCACUCCUUGACCUGAGGGCCUUUUGGCAUCCCAGCUCUGUCCAGUUCCAGGGUUCUGGUCCAGCCGGCCGGCCAGGACCUUCUUCCCGGGCCCCGGGCUCCGCUGGAAGCCCCAAGGCUGUGAGCGGCGGCCCGCGGAACCUUGUGUGGGCGGAACUCUAAUACAGCGGCGGGCGGCUUCCGGGGGGAACAGCCAGGGCGACGGGUCGGCGGAGGCAGAAAAGUACCGGACGCCGGGCCGAACAUGGACGCUUGACAACCUGCGGGAAGCGCCGGAGGCCGAGCCAGGGACGAAGGGGACCGAAAGGCGGCGCGGACAGACCUCAACGCCAGAGAAUGGCAGGUGAACAAAAACCUUCAAGUAACCUCCUGGAGCAGUUCAUCUUGCUGGCCAAGGGGACCAGUGGUUCAGCCCUCACUGCACUCAUAAGCCAGGUGUUGGAGGCUCCUGGAGUGUAUGUCUUUGGAGAAUUGCUGGAGCUGGCCAAUGUGCAAGAGCUGGCGGAAGGAGCAAAUGCUGCCUAUUUGCAGUUGCUGAACCUGUUUGCCUAUGGAACCUACCCGGAUUACAUAGCCAACAAGGAGAGCCUGCCAGAACUGAGCACAGCUCAGCAGAACAAGCUGAAGCACCUGACCAUCGUGAGCUUGGCGUCGAGAAUGAAGUGUAUUCCCUACUCUGUGCUGCUGAAAGACCUGGAGAUGCGGAAUCUUCGGGAACUAGAAGACCUCAUAAUUGAGGCUGUCUACACUGACAUCAUCCAGGGCAAGCUGGACCAGCGAAACCAGCUGCUAGAAGUGGAUUUCUGCAUUGGCCGUGACAUCCGAAAGAAGGAUAUCAAUAACAUUGUUAAGACCUUACACGAAUGGUGUGAUGGCUGUGAGGCGGUGUUGCUGGGCAUCGAGCAGCAAGUCCUGAGAGCCAACCAGUACAAAGAGAGCCACACGCGGACUCAGCAGCAGGUGGAGGCAGAGGUUACCAACAUCAAGAAGACUCUCAAAGCCACCGCAUCCUCCUCGGCCCAGGAAAUGGAGCAGCAGCUGCCUGAGCGGGAGGGUCCCCCUCAUGCCGAGCAGAGGCAGCCCACCAAGAAGAUGUCCAAAGUGAAAGGCCUGGUCUCCAGCCGCCACUAGGGCUGGCUGGGGCAGCUGGCACUCACCAGGCCUGGUCAGGCGGGCCGGGAACACCGAGGGCCUGCUCCUCCCCUCCUUACCUGCAGUGAGUCCCAGACCUGCCCAUGUCCUCUCCAGCGCCUCCCCACCCUGUCGGUACUGUUCCAGAAGAACCGGGACUCCUCUCCCUGCCCCCUCCCUCCGACUCAGGGGUUCCCGGAUGCCAUUCCUGUGAGCAGAGUGGACGCCGCCUGGCCUCCCUCCAGGAGGUUCUUGUCUCUGCAGAAGAGCUCGGCUCCCUUGCAGCUUUUCUUUUGCUCAUGUUGUUUUGUCAGGCUGGCUAUGGCCGAGUCAGCUUUAACCAGCCCCACAGGAUGGCUGUGGAGGAGGCCCCUCCGCAUGGGGAAGGCACACACCUCCUACAGCCAUAACCCCAUGGCUCCCACUGUGGUGCAGGCCUCCAGAGCCCGAUCCCACGCCUCUUUCCUCCCUGCCUUUCCCUGUUGGCAGCUCCCAGUUCAGGCCAUGGAGGGAUAUGACACUGUGCUGUGUUUACUAAACCUGCGGGUUUUCAGCGCUCUAAACCCAGGUCUGGUUUCCACUUGCUGGGAGUGCUGGAAUCCGGGCACAUGCAGAGGGGCUACAGGUUCUCCCAGCCUGGGGCCCUUACUGGCCGCUCCUCCUGCUGGCUGGCUGCUCCUCGAGCCCUCCAGGCUCUGCUGCUGCCUCCGGGCUGGGCUGCACUGGGGCUGCGGCUGGGCCUUCUGGUGAAGGCCUGGGCUGCCUCUGUUUCUUCCUUUCCACCCGUCCCUGGCUGGUGACCCUGCGCCCCUGAUGAUGCAUUCUCCUGGUGAGAGAACAGGACUGGACUAGACUUGCUGAACUUGAACAGUUUCAGGUUAUAUUUUAAUUUUUUUUGUACAGGUUAUGAUUCUAAUACAUUUCAACAUGCUUUU